Sphaeramia orbicularis (orbiculate cardinalfish) is the source of this 1886-nucleotide messenger RNA. It is a transcript of the gene foxred1, whose product is annotated as FAD-dependent oxidoreductase domain containing 1. Gene Ontology annotation, biological process: mitochondrial respiratory chain complex I assembly. Gene Ontology annotation, cellular component: cytoplasm. NCBI's taxonomy places the organism in Eukaryota, Metazoa, Chordata, Actinopteri, Kurtiformes, Apogonidae. The transcript is spliced from 11 exons. Bases 162 to 1691 code for a protein of 509 amino acids. The record is from RefSeq and is a predicted model, not a curated record.
UUAUUCAGUUUGGUUCAUGUCCACUUGACGUCGGUUUAGUACUACUACACUAACCCACGCACUUUCAGGGGGUAUGUGUACUUGGAUCCAGUUUCGUGUGUUUUCUGCUGUCUGGCUGCUUUCCGCGUAGCCGAGGAGGAGCUCAUCACUUGGCCGCGGACAUGUCUUCGUGGCGGCGGCUCCAUGUGAAGGCUCGGACCGGGGGUUUCCUGAGCUCCACGCCGGUCACGCCGCGGCACACACGGCUCCGUGGACCGUUCAUGCCCUGUCAAAGCCUGAGCACCGGCAGGAGUCUGAGGAAGGGCUUCAUUAAAGACCUGGAGAAUCAACUUUCAGAGAUGAAGAAGAAGGCAGUGGACGCUCUUCCAGGAAGCAGCUGGAGUCCUGUGCUGAUCAACCCGAACCUCCCUCCAGAACGGGCUGACAUCGUGAUCGUAGGAGGUGGUGUGAUCGGCUGGUCCAUCGCAUACUGGCUCAAACAGAAGGAGAGGGUCCGGGGAGGGCUCCGGGUCAUCGUGGUGGAGAGGGACCCGACGUACUCGAGGGCGUCCACCGUUCUGUCAGCUGGAGGAAUCAGGCAGCAGUUCUCCCUGCUGGAGAACAUCCAUCUCUCUUUGGCCUCAGCAGACUUCAUGAGGAACAUCAAUGACCACCUCUUUGUACUGAAAGAAGACCCAGUGGACCUGCAGUUCAACCACUCAGGAUACAUGUUCCUGGCAAAUGAGCAAGUGGCUCACAUCAUGGAGGAAAACUACAGGACACAAAGAUCCGCAGGAGCCGAAGUAUCACUUCUCUCUCCGACUCAAGUCAAGGAGAAAUUCCCAUGGAUCAACACAGAUGGUGUGGCACUGGCCUCAUAUGGGUUGGAGAACGAGGGCUGGUUCGACCCCUGGUCGCUACUGAACGCUUUCAGGAGGAAGGCCGUCUCUAUGGGAGUGGUUCAGUGCUGUGGGGAAGUUACAGGUUUUAAGUACAAAACAAAUGUAGUGAACUCCGUCGAUGGAGAACAGAUGUUUAUAAGGAGAAUCCAAUCUGUUAAAGUGCAGAUGCCAAACAGUCUGGAGUACCAGCCGGUCGAGUGUGCCAUUGUGGUGAAUGCAGCAGGAGCUUUUUCUGGGAAACUGGCAGAGAUGCUUGGCAUUGGCUCCAGUCCUGAAGACUCCAUCGCUGGAAUUCCUCUGCCUGUUGAGCCCCGAAAGAGGUACAUCUAUGUGGUCCACUGUCCUGAUGGUCCAGGUCUGGACACCCCCUUUCUCAUUGAUUACUCUGGAGUUUACUUCAGAAGAGAGGGUUUAGGAGGGAACUAUAUCACUGGGACUUCACCAGAGGAGGAUGAAGAGCCAGACACCAGUAAUCUGGAUGUGGAUCAUGAGUUUUUUGUGGAUAAAGUCUGGCCCAGUUUGGCCCACCGUGUCCCUGCCUUUGAGAAACUCAAGGUGACCAGUGCGUGGGCAGGUUUCUACGACUACAACACCUUUGACCAGAAUGGCAUCAUUGGGGUGCACCCUCUCAUCAACAACAUGUACUUUGCCACCGGUUUCAGCGGCCACGGCCUGCAGCAGUCUCCGGCAGUGGGACGCGGUGUCGCAGAACUCAUCCUGGACGGAAACUUCAGAACCUUGGACUUGAGUGGCCUCAGCUUCAGACGCAUCCUGACUCAGGAGCCAAUGCUGGAGAGAAACAUCGUGUAGGGGAUUCAAUACUAUUAUUAAACUAAAACAUAAAAGACAGGAAAGUACAGGUAAACAAACCAAAACCUACCAAGGACAUUCAUAGAUUUGUCUACUCUUAAGUCUCUCUGUGUCACUUUUAGUUUUAUGUCCACUGGUAAUUAAACUGUUUUAUUAACCAAUGAUAUUUAUUAGUUUUCAACUUUUACAAAAAAA